CGCUCUGUGAAAGCGACAGUGACAUUUCCCGGAGCGAGGGCUCGGUCCUCGCGAGAGAUCGGUCCCGAGAUCAGAAAAAAAACGCCGUAGGAUUGUGAACAUCUGCGAGAUGAUACUCACGUUCUCGCGAGAUAAAGAGCAGCGACAUGGUCCCGCGUUUCGCUUAUUUCGACACGACGCCAGUUUGCGCGAGGCAGAAGCUUCUCAUACAAUAAGAAAUUAAUUUUAAUUUUAUUUUGAACGCGCGUGUUUUCAACGAGACUUGUGAGAAACGUGAUGAAUCAAGAUUAGCGUGGAAGUGAUACAGAAGUCACGUGGAUUAAAUCGAAGGUGUAUACUGCAAUGAGAAGAUCACUUUUACUUGGACAACGCCAACAAUCACCGGGAUUUCUUCAAUGUGGGUUUUUUUAAAGAAAUCGUAUUUGAGGCUCAAAAAUACUUCUGUCUUUUUCGCAAUUUCGCAAUUUUACUGAAAUGAGUCUUUCGGAGAUUUUGUGGAUCUUUAUCCUAAUUGCGACGUUUGAAACAGUGUCCAUCGCUAACUCAUUGACCGGAGAUCACGUUUGCUCAAGAAUAGAGAAUUACACAGUUACGUCGUACGAGACUUACACCGAGCCAGUCGUGGUCAACUCAUUCACUUGGUGUUUACAAAUUCCCCCGAGAUGUCCCAAGACACGGACCGAAGUACGACAACGAUAUCGUGUGAAGGCGGAGGAAAAAUCGAGGACUCUGAAGGAAUGCUGCGAAGGAUACAAAAUUCACGGCGAUGCGGAAAUGGAUGCGAGCUGUUUACCGUUUUGCGAAAAAUGUGUGGUAGGUGUGUGCGUCGCACCGAACGAAUGCCGUUGCAAUCCUGGAUAUUAUGGAGAUGACUGUGCUCAUGCAUGCCCAUUGGGAUUUUGGGGUCUACAAUGUACAAAAGUAUGCGAUUGCGGUGAGAGUAGUAUCUGCGAUUCUGUAAACGGCACUUGUCAUUGUUCUCCAGGACGGCAAGGACCUCAAUGCGAGGAGCAUUGCGCAAUUGGCCAAUGGGGCCCAAGUUGUGCAAACAAAUGCACAUGUCAAAACUGGGAUAAUGGCUGCGAUGCCGUAACCGGAAGCUGCAUUGACGACGAUGUCUCUUCGGUCGAGCAAACGUCGCCCGCUUAUUUGCAGAGCUCUACUACCGACCGGCUACCACAAACAGGAAUUAGUAAUACGGAGCAUACGGAGAUUGUCUCUGUGCCACGUGAAAUCACCGAACGUCAGAAAGGUAUCAAUAAGAGUUGGAAUGACACCAAUUACAUUCCGGAAACAACGAGUCCGGCAACAGCUUCAAUCAUGGCCCCUCCUCAGGGAGUAGAAGUUUCGGUAAACGAAAUGCAAAUAAAGAAUCCUUCCACCACUGCUCGUCCUGUGAUCGUUUUAGUCUCCGUUCCUGAACGUAGAAGGGACAUUGAAAAGGAUAAUCAAAAGUUCGCCAAAGACGUUCUUCUCAGACAUGUCCAAAGUGACAAAAGCAUCAAUGUGCCAAAUGUCGAUUAUGUAAAAACUAUUCACAAAGACGAUAUUCAGACAUCAACGCCAAUCUCGUUAGACAUCGCUCUAAUCGUCAUCGCUGCGAUCGUCUCCCUCGGUCUCACCUCGCUCGCGGUGGUUAUGGUCCUUCACAUGCGUUCCAAAUUAUUCGAGACCAUUCGUCUUGCUGUCUAUGAUGACGAGAAGACCAAAAGCCCAGAACGCAAGAGCGUGAACAACGGAAGGAUGUCGGUGGUAAACGCCACUCUGCCUUCACCCCCGAUUUGUGCGAAUCCGGUAUUCGCCAUUAAUGCAGAACCGGAAACGAUACUGACAGUUGAUGGCAUUGAAUCGCUGAAUACUUACGCCAACGGCGCCGCUACAAUCGGUCUUCGAAUUUCUGGUAAUUUUCGCGAUCUGUUACAAGAUAGUCAUUACGACCGACCAUCAGCAACUCUGAUACGUCUGCAGACAAAUAUGGACCAUAACACGGAGCACUUGUACGACGAAAUACCAAUGCAGACCACUCCUUCGGAUCGCAAGGAUUUGUGAUGGAGGAAUGCAUUUUCAUUUAUCCGGUCCAAUCUAUAUCCGCAUCUUUAGUUAUAUAGUUCAAUAAUGCGUCACAAUAAAAGGACCUUGAAACGUUUUUAGGCUUGUCAAUGAUCGAUAAAAAGUCGAUCUAACUGGUUUCUGACCUUACGCAGAAUCAAUAAAUGUGCAAGGCUGAACGUGACUGCAAUUGAGUGGCACAAGACGGAACAAGUCAUUCGAGUACGAGUCAGUGACCGACAGUAGAAUUUAAUUAACGGAGCAACAGCUCCUUUUGAAUAAACUAUUUUGUAAUGUCGACAGAAUGAUGUCAAACUGGAGGCAAAUGCACUCGAUUAUGAUUGCGCACAAAUGCGCAAUUAGGUGGAAAACUGUUAUUAUCCAAAUGAUAUUAAACAUUUAUGCAGCCUGCGGAACGGAAUUACCUGUUUGCAAAUAAAUAGAUGCGAAAAUAAACUGCCCGGCAUAAAUCUAGCAGCGUCGUUAGUGUUGACGUAAUUUACGGUAUAAAUUACCGUUGUGCAAAUAAAUUUAUUGUUUAUUUAUUCCAG
Molecule: messenger RNA, 2600 nt
Organism: Atta colombica
Lineage: Eukaryota; Metazoa; Arthropoda; Insecta; Hymenoptera; Formicidae
Exons: 11
Coding region: 475-2049 (524 amino acids)
Cellular component (GO): membrane
Molecular function (GO): protein binding
Source: RefSeq, a predicted model, not a curated record